CUGGCCACACUGCGCCAGUCAAGUUCAGCUGUUGUCUCACGCUUCCCGCAUCAACAGUACUAGUAGAACAACAACAUAGAUAGUUACUACAACAAUAUAACCAGCUUGUAAUUAAUUUUUUAACAACCAUUUGCGAGCUACCGAAGAAUAAAAGCCGCAGUUCAAAUGCGCCCAACGUACGGUAAAUACCAUUUCAAGGAGAGCACCUAGAAAGACAUAAAAAAAACAGUGAAGGUCGCUGCAGAAUGAGAAAGAGCGGAACAGAGAGAGAUUAUUAAUUAGCAGUGAAACAAAACCAAUCGAGAUCCGCCAACAAACCGGAUUACGAUAAUCUGGAAUAUCUCCCGCGGAAUAGAAUAUCUCUCAUUGCGAAGAUAUGGCUGUAAAUCUGAAGGCCCUUCUGGGCAUGCUGUUCGUGUUCAUCGGAUGUUGCAGCAACGUGGUGUUCCUGGAGCUGAUAAUCCAAAUCGAUCCGGGCGCCGGAAACCUGAUCACAUUCGCCCAGUUCCUGUUCAUCGCGCUGGAGGGCCUAGUAUUCACAUCCAAGUUCUUUACGGUGCGUCCGAAAAUUGCGCUGAAGGACUACGUCAUCCUGGUGGCCCUGUUCUUUGGGUCGAAUGUGUGCAACAACUAUGCGUUUAACUUCAAUAUACCCAUGCCGCUGCACAUGAUCUUCCGCAGCGGAUCACUGAUGGCCAACAUGAUCAUGGGCAUUGUGCUGUUAAAGAAGCGCUAUAACCUUCGGCAGUACAGCUCGGUGGCCAUGAUCACAGUAGGCAUUAUUCUGUGCACGCUGGUUUCCAGCGGCGAUGUCAAGGAUAAUACACAUCACAGCCUCAAGGUGGAGACUUCCUACUCGGACUUCUUCUGGUGGUCGGUGGGCAUUGGCUUGCUGACGAUCGCCCUGCUGGUCACGGCGUAUAUGGGCAUCUACCAGGAGGUGAUCUACAAGAAGUACGGCAAACAUCCCAGCGAGGCGCUGUUCUAUACGCACAUGCUGCCCCUGCCAGGAUUCCUGAUUAUGGCGGGGAACAUAGUCCAGCACUUUGGCAUUGCAUGGUCUUCGGAACCGGUGGCCGUUCCCCUACUCGGAGCAAUUGGCCUGGAGUGGAAGUUCCCGCUGAUGCUGUUCUACCUUUUGUGCAACGUGGUCACCCAGUAUGUCUGCAUCAGCGCCGUCUAUCUCCUGACCACCGAAUGUGCCUCGCUCACCGUCACCUUGGUGGUCACCCUGCGCAAGUUCGUUUCGCUGAUGUUCUCCAUCAUCUAUUUCCGGAAUCCCUUCACCGUGAACCAUUGGGUGGGCACCAUCCUGGUCUUCCUCGGCACAAUACUGUUCGCCAAUGUGAUAAACCAAGUGAAAGACGCCUAUCGGGCAAGGUAUAGCGGGAAGGGCCGUUCCGAUGCCGCUCCGCUGGCCAAGAAAGUGGAGUAAUCUUCGAGGGCUGUGUUGGAUCAUCCUGCUGCAGAGGCCAUUACCUAUUAAUUUGUAGUUCUAGCGCCUUGUUUGUACAUAGAAUACAUUGAUAUUCGGAAUACGCUUAGUGUUUAGACGCCUCUUUGUCUGUUUGUAUUUCUUGUUCAUCGCAAAGUGUGCUUUUAUGCGUAUCUUUAAAUAUUUUCUACUGUUUUUUUUAUAUGAAUAAAUUGUCCAAAAGUUUUAAAUAUACAAAGUCAGGAGCUUCGAGCUUUAAGCCAUCUACAUUAUUGAUUUUUUAAAUAAAUUCUUUAAAAGUAAAAUUAAA
This is a messenger RNA of Drosophila rhopaloa, 1745 nucleotides long. It is a transcript of the gene Efr, whose product is annotated as UDP-xylose and UDP-N-acetylglucosamine transporter. NCBI's taxonomy places the organism in Eukaryota, Metazoa, Arthropoda, Insecta, Diptera, Drosophilidae. Gene Ontology annotation, molecular function: UDP-xylose transmembrane transporter activity; UDP-N-acetylglucosamine transmembrane transporter activity. The transcript has 3 exons. Gene Ontology annotation, cellular component: endoplasmic reticulum membrane; Golgi membrane. Gene Ontology annotation, biological process: transmembrane transport. The record is from RefSeq and is a predicted model, not a curated record. Bases 377 to 1435 code for a protein of 352 amino acids.